CCCCUUGGAGGACAUGUAGACACAAACGCGCACGGGACUCCUCGCUCGCCCGUAUCCACCGUUUAGGAGUAAUCCAGUUGAAUUCUUGAAGCAAUAACAUCAACUCCUCGGCGACAAGAUGAAAGUAUCCAGCGUAGACUGCCGGCGUCUGAGGAAAAUCAUAAAGAAGGAGAGCGGGAGCUGCCUUAUAGUGGAUUGCAGACCUUAUCUCUCAUUCACGAACUCCAACAUCAAAGGCUCUGUCAAUGUCAAUCUCAACUCAGUGGUGGUGCGGAGGUCCCGAGGAGGGCCGGUGCCUCUGCACUUUGUCAUCCCGGAUGAGAGAUCCCUGCUUCGGCUGCGGGAGGGGAGCAUAUCGGCUAUCGUAGCGCUGGAUGACCGGACGUCCCACUGGCAAAAACUGAAGAAGGACAGCGUAGCACAAAUAGUAAUAAACACUCUCUCUCAUCUCGCGAGCGGGGUGAACAUCUGUUUCCUCAAAGGAGGAUACGAGAACUUCUACUCUCAAUACCCUGAACUUUGCACUGAGGUGAAAACCAUCGACCAGAGCGGAACUGAAACCGAGAAAAGAGUCAACAGCAACAGCGAGAAGCUUUCUCACCACAAACCAGAUUACGAUCAGGGUAAACCUGUGGAGAUCCUGCCUUUCCUCUACCUCGGUAGUGCCUAUCACGCCUCCAGACAGGACUAUCUAAGCGACCUUCACAUCACAGCCUUGCUCAAUGUGUCGCGCAGGGACCUGCAGCCGGCCAAGGGCCACUACGACUACAAGUGGAUCCCGGUGGAGGACAGCCACAUGGCCGACAUCAGCUCCCAUUUCCAGGAGGCCAUAGAUUUUAUUGAUCACGUGAAGCAAUCAGGGGGAAAGGUUCUGGUCCACUGCGAAGCAGGCAUCUCCCGCUCACCCACCAUCUGCAUGGCAUACAUCAUGAGGACGCAGCAGCUGCGGCUGGAUGCGGCCUUCGACAUCAUCAAGCAGCGCCGGGCGGUCAUCUCACCCAACUUCAGUUUCAUGGGUCAGCUGCUGCAGUUUGAGUCAGAGGUCCUCUCCAUGGCCCCGGCUCAUGCCGCCACGCCCGAACCUGCCACACCCUGCGCCCAGGAGUCCGCCUUCUUUUUUGCCAACGACUUCAACACCAAAAACUUUGAGCCAUCCGUGUUCACCCUCCCUACCUCUUGCCUGCAGGCCCCGGUCCACCACCAGUUAAAACUGAGCCCAAUAACUGCACUGCCUUAAAAUGAACCGUGACUGCUUGUAGUCUUACUUGAAUAAAAAAGUAAUGGUCUCUGUGUGCCUGGUGUUGAAACCAGCCGAGCAGAUGGACAGAAACAGAAGAGUCAAGAUAAUAGUGUUCACUUCAUGAGACUUGAAAACUAUGGGGUAUAGACAUUGAUGUUGUUCUCCUGUCUUCUGAACUGCUUUGAUGAAACGACACGUUACAGUGAUGAACUGCAAUAUACAUGCCUUAGGUUGAUAUUGUGAUUCAUAUUCACAAAUACAGUCAGGCAUUUAAACCUAAUUUAUUUGAAAAUUAGUCUGUCUGUCUGAAUUUUUUCAAUAAUGUGGAUGUUAAUAUGUGUUUAAUAAAUGUUUUCACCACAAAAUUAACUCUUGUUGUCACGUCAUCAUUCUAGCAUUAUGUUUGAAGAGUUAUAGGCUAACUGGGAAGUCAAACAGUGACACCUGCAGUGACAGAGACUGGCAUAUGACUAGCUUCUUCAUCGUCAAGUGUAACCCAGUGCAAUCUAAACAAACUAUUAAUGGAAACAAAUGAAAACCAGCCACAGGUGAAGAAUUUCAGUCAAAAAAUUGCUUUUUGAAACAGUGACGUUCAAGAAUAAAACGUGUAGAUGUGAGGAGUAUCAGUAAACAGCAGUCUUUG
Anarrhichthys ocellatus (wolf-eel) is the source of this 1883-nucleotide messenger RNA. It is a transcript of the gene dusp5, whose product is annotated as dual specificity phosphatase 5. Lineage: Eukaryota; Metazoa; Chordata; Actinopteri; Perciformes; Anarhichadidae. Gene Ontology annotation, molecular function: MAP kinase tyrosine/serine/threonine phosphatase activity. The transcript has 4 exons. Gene Ontology annotation, biological process: protein dephosphorylation; endoderm formation; negative regulation of MAPK cascade. The record is from RefSeq and is a predicted model, not a curated record. Bases 119 to 1237 code for a protein of 372 amino acids. Gene Ontology annotation, cellular component: nucleus; cytoplasm.